UUUACGCGCAGCGACAGAGGAAAGUGUUUGCACCUGCAAAGGCAAGUGUUAAAGGUGAUAACAAAAGGUUGACGUCACCGGACUCAUCCUGAUCCUGCCGCACAACCUCGACCACCGAGGAGGAGGAGGACAGGAGGAGCAGCUCCGGAGCAGGAGAGCUCUAAUGGAUCGUGUCUGGAAGGAGGAGGACUAUCUCUGAUCAAAUUUCGGGUAUCCUAAGGGCGCACUUAACUAAUGGGAUCCUAUCGAUGUCCCCCCCUCCUCCUCCUCCUCCUCUUCCUCCUCUUCUCCUGUGAGCCUGGUCUUUAGACGGAGGAAUGUUAAUGUUGCCACAGCCUGUCCGUGUUGUCUUUGGCUGCUCUGGGUCCGCUGGCUCCGUUGAUGUGAUCGCUCUGUAAUGUCACGGAUUUUAUUGAGAGGCAUACCGCAGUAUAGAGCAACUCCACAGCGACUGAUGGGACCGGGAAAGUCUUACCCUCGGCUCAGGUGUGAGGAGAAGUGUGUGUCCCAUGUUGCAUUAGUGUCUGUGUGAAAUGCUGGCCUGUCUGCCAGGGCCAGGUGACCUCCCCCUCCAGCUUCUCCCUCACACGCAGAUGAACACUGGACUGCAGAAAUGGGACACCGUACAAAGGAUGAGAUCCGCUCCGUUUCCAACCCCUGCAGAAUUGGACGCAUAUGCUAAGAAGGUUGCCAACAACCCCCUUACCAUCAAGAUCUUUCCCAAUAGUGUCAAAGUCCCCCAGCGCAACCACGUGCGCCGCACGGUCAACGGGCUGGACACGUCAGGCCAGCGCUACAGCCCUUACCCCCCCUCUCAGGCCAGUGCCAAGACGGGCCUCCUCGCCAUCGUCAAGGCGCCCUCGGUCAAAGGCGUCCUGAAAGAUUUCGACGGUAGCCGGGCUCGCUUGCACUCUGAAGUCAGUAUGAACCCUCCCACUGGACCCUAUCAAGUGGCUUCAACCAGCACUUUAAACCACCACCCACCUCUGCCCAGCCUGCCCCGGCCCCAGCACAGCUUGACCCACCAACAGCAGGACCUGCCUCAGACUUUACACCUACCCCUUUCUCAGCCGCAGGCUCACACUCAGAGUCUUAGACACCCUCCCCCUUUGGCCCUGCACCCUCAGGGGCCAAGCAGACUCCAGACUUUGACCCAGCACCCAGCCCUCGGCCACCCGCAGGGCCCCCCCGCAGUCAUGCUUCAGCAACAGCUGCCGCCCGGCCCGCAGGCGAGCAGAAAGCUGCCGGAUGGCGACGCGCCACCUAACGUUACCGUCUCUACCUCAACCAUUCCACUCUCGAUGGCCGCCGGGCUGCACCAAGCCCGCCAGGCCGACCUGAGCACCAUUGUGCAUCAGCUCAACCAGUUCUGCCAAGCGCGGGCCCAGGGCCCGGGGGCCAGCUCCAUGUGCGAAGGCCAGAUCGCCAACCCCAGUCCCAUCAGUCGCAACCUGCUCAUCAGCGCGUGUUCCAGGGUCUCCAUGCACAGUAACCCAGCCACGCCCGGCUUUCCCCCACCCAACUGCGUCAUUGGCCCCCAAGAAAAAGCCACUGCUCCAAUGGGAGCGCACCCCCCGCCCAGCGUGGCCGGUUUGAACCACUUACCUUCCAUCCACGCUGACCCGCAGCAUCUGCAGCACCACGUUCACCCACCACCGAAUCCGCUCCAACACACCGCCCAGCAGCAGCAGCAGAAGAUGCGCUCCUGGAACCCCCAUCAGCUGACCCACGUACCCCAUAUUCAGAACAGCAUGACACACCUCUGCAAACAGCCUUCUAGGGACCCAUCCUUCCAGUUCAAAGGCAUGGGCUAUCCCGGGGAAGUGCUAGGGGGUCAGCCGUACUCACUGAAGCCUCCGCUGGACCGGCCCACCCCCUCCCCACCUGUCAACAGCAACAUGCCCGGCCCCAUGGCCCACUACACCAACGGCCACUACUUCCAGUCCCACAUCUGGAGCAGCAGCAUCCUUCCCACGCCCAACAGUGACAGCUCGGGGUCUCAGGACGUAGCCAUGCCAUUCCACAACGCCGGCCCGGGAGGGUGUACCACGCUGGACUGUGGGCCCCCUGGGGGUCCCCAUUACAGGCUCGCAACAAGCUCCACCACGUCCACCUCCGGCCAGACUAAUCUGAUGCAAACGGCAGAUUACUUGGGUGGGGACUUCCAGACGCCCUACUUCCGCGAUCAGAAUCUCGGGUUGAUGGGCAAGAUGCACAGGCCCCCUCUGAACAGGGUAGGUCCAGAGGUCGGAGAUGGCAGAACCGCUCUCAUCCAGCACCCAGGGUACAGAUAAGCUAUGGCCUUGUCUCCACAACCAUUAUCAAGCCCCUUUGUUUAGUCUUAAGAAAGGAAUCACAAGAAUAAAACUCAACAGAUAACCUAAAGGACAUCAAGUAUUAAAGAGGGUAAAAUAAUAUAUUUAACGCAGAACAAUAGUUUUUUUUUUCUUCUUCUCCUUUUUGUUUUUUUGUUUCAUCUUGCAAGUGAUCAAUUCCUUGAUUUUUAGUUUUGCUUUUUUCCUGGCUCCACAGGUAGCUAUUAUUUCCUGAAAUGUGUGUGUGUGUGCGGGCGUGUGUGGGCGUGUGUGUGUGUAUACACACUCGCAAUCCUCUCUGCUUCUUCCUCGACCAUACAUUGAAUUUCUGUGCCUGGAUUUGAACAGAUUCCACGUUAUCUCUACUUCAGAUCCGUAACGUGACUUUUCUUAUGCAUGUAAGAAAGAAGUAAAAGUCAUCGCUCACAGAAAAAUGGUGACAUCAGCUGAUAUUUUCGCUUUUUUUUGUGUGAUUUUACAGGACAAUAUCAGGAAUUUUUUUGGCUGCGACUGGUUUAGACUUCACUUUGGUGAUGACGCCAAAAUUAAGUACAAUCACUUCCAUGCAGAGAAAAGGAGAUUGAUGGGAAAGGGGCUACAAUAAUUAGUAGGUUACAUGUCAGCAGAGGUUUUUUGUUCUUUUAAUUUAUUUGUAUAAUAGGACUAUUACAGAUAAACUCCUUUCAGUUGGUAAAAGAAGCAUGUAAUCAGGUUGUUUGUACAUUAUGAAGAUAAAGCAGGAGCAAAUAUGACAAAAAAGCCAAUGCUCUGUUCUGCUUAUAAUGCUGCAGUGAAUUCAGGUAUUUAAAAAAUAAGCCUUGUUGCUAGAGCCACAUUUGGCAACAAGAGUCAGAAAUACUAAGGGCAGAAAAUAAUGAAAACCGUUUCCCUCCUCUACCUUAAAAUGGCCAAAGUCAGGUUAAUGAAGACACCAGUAUGAAAUUGUGCCAUCACAUCUUUGUCUACUUUUUAGACUUUUUAGAUAUUUUUUUUUUCUUUUGUUUUUGUAACAAAAUGUAUUACUUGAAUGUCGAGGCUCUUCGUUUUGCAGGUAUCGAAAGGGAUCUGUCGGCUUUGUGGACACUGAAGAAGUUUGUUUCAAUGCGAUGCAGAAUCUAAAGCCAAGGCAGAGCUUUCUAAGCCCCCAACCGGGUUAGAAACCGAGUCACACGUGAGUUGCUACUGAUGCUGAUGUGAAGUCUGCUCUAAUAGACCAAAUUGAUCACUUGCAAGAUCGUUCGGAGGGUAAACGAAACCGGCGUUUCGGUUCGACGUGAAAAAACAGCAAAUGCAUUGUUUAUUUUCUUGUACACUGGCUUACCUACUAGACUACUGUAACUUUUAAUGAUUGUGUGUGAAUGUUGCCGGCGCAGUUAAAAGUGAGCGUUGGCGUGUGUGCGCAAAGUGUGUGUGUGUAUAAUACCACAAUGACACCUAUGUUUUGUUCACCUAACUCCCUAACAGCCCUUAAAAAGCCUUAAGUGUUUGGUCCUUGGACUUUCCUUUGACAAUGAGCAUGGUUUUAAUAAAAAAAACCCAAAUAAAGAGAAGGAGGAGGGAAAGGACAUACAGAAACAGCAAUUUCUUUUUUUUUUUUUUUUGCCUUUUAAUUUGAAUGAAGUUUUUUUUUUUUUCAUCGAGAGCAAUUCCUUAGAGAUUCCUUAUGGUUGGAAAGCAAGAAAAAGGAGGAAUAUUUUGUAAUUAUAUAUUUUUAGCAAUGUGUAGUUACUGAGCUGUAACUUUUUUUUCCAGUUUCAAAGCUUCAGUUUGCAGUUGUGACUAUUUAUGAUACUUGAUUUGCUUGUUAUUUAAAUUUUAUUUUCCUCUUUUGUUUCUUGUACUAUUGCUGUGAAAUGGAAGAAGGUCCACGAGCCUUUCUUUUGUGUCAUUCUGUACGACAGAUAAGAGGCAAGAGCGUGAGAGUUGUGCUACUCUUUUUGUAAUAUUGUAAUAAUAAAAUAAAGUUCUAAUUUAUGCUUU
Molecule: messenger RNA, 4295 nt
Organism: Xiphophorus hellerii (green swordtail)
Lineage: Eukaryota; Metazoa; Chordata; Actinopteri; Cyprinodontiformes; Poeciliidae
Gene: fam222ba
Product: family with sequence similarity 222 member Ba
Exons: 3
Coding region: 534-2294 (586 amino acids)
Source: RefSeq, a predicted model, not a curated record